AUGAACUCUUACUUCUUUUUAUUCAUCACUUGUUUAUACCAGUUAUGGGUUCGCCGACUUCUUCGAGUCUGUGCCCUGAUUAGCAUGAUUUCAGUAAGCCUGAAUACCACACACACUUUUGAUAAAUACCCAAUUCUGAUUCACGUGACAUUCUUUAGUGAUGCUAUCGUCACCCUGUUGUUCACAUCAGAAAUGAUUGCCAAAAUGCACAUUCGUGGUGUGCUUACAGGAGAUGCUCCCUACUUGAAGGACAGGUGGUGCCAGUUUGAUGCAACGAUGGUAUUUUUUCUGUGGAUAUCAGUGAUUUUACAGAUUUUCGAAAUGACACACAUAGUGCCAAGGUUUUCUUACCUUUCCAUUCUUCGUGCUCCAAGGCCUUUGAUAAUGAUUCGGUUUAUUAGAGUUUUUUUAAAGUUUUCUAUGCCGAAGUCCAGAAUCAACCAGAUUUUCAAACGUUCAAGCCAACAAAUCUACAAUGUCACCUUGUUCUUCUUGUUCUUUAUGUCACUGUAUGGACUGUUGGGGGUGCAGUUUUUUGGAGAUUUAUCCAACCACUGUGUUGUGAAUGGGACAGAUCCUAAGUAA
Messenger RNA from Limulus polyphemus (Atlantic horseshoe crab), 585 nucleotides. Its product is annotated as sodium leak channel non-selective protein-like. The coding region runs from base 1 to 585 and encodes 194 amino acids. Gene Ontology annotation, cellular component: membrane. The record is from RefSeq and is a predicted model, not a curated record. Lineage: Eukaryota; Metazoa; Arthropoda; Merostomata; Xiphosura; Limulidae. The transcript has 5 exons. Gene Ontology annotation, molecular function: monoatomic cation channel activity. Gene Ontology annotation, biological process: monoatomic ion transport; transmembrane transport.